AUGUAAAGAAGACUAAGUAACUUCGAUAAAAUUAUACUGGCUUAGCCACUGACAGAAGAAGUAAAAUAGAUAUUUGGAGGAUAAAAGCGUAAAUAAUCUAUGCAGAGGCAAAAGGUGAAGAGGGCUCAAAGUGGAAAUCCAAAUGCAUACUUACAAAGAAGAUAGGAGGAGAAAGAUAAGGACACUUUCUUUAUCACUAACUUCAUUGAAAAUUAUGGAACUAAUCCAAAGUAAAGGAUAAUGCCAAAGAGCUAGAAGAAUACAAGCAUGCAUAAUAGAAGUGUAGCAAACACUUCUAAUGUGUAAAGAUAAAAAUCAUAAGAACAGCCAAGACCUAAUGAAAAUCUAAGAAUAACCAUGGAAGAGUUCGACAGUGUAAAUGAAAGUGAUGAUUUAUCACAACUAUCAUUUGAGUUGUUUCAUAAAAAUGAACUGGAAGCUAUUCAAAAGAUAUAAAUGGAAAAGAAAAAAAUAUUCUUCAACGAGAAGAUCAGAACUACUAAUUAUGUAAUCUCAAGUAAGUUUGAUAGAAGAAAUGAACUUCUUAAUGAAGAACUAGAAUAAGCUAAAAAAUAAUUAGAAAAGUAAAACUCAUCCAAGAAUAGUCAGAGAAGUGGGGUAAGAGGCUUUAGAAGAUAAGUUAAUCGUGGGGGGCAGUAAUAAAUUGAUAUGAUCCCUAAAGAUUUCAAGCAGAUGCGAUUGGAUGAGUUAAUUGAACAUUAAAAUGGCAUUCUGAAUUUGCUGGAUAGAUCCUCAAACCAAAUCAGAGGGUAGACUCCUAAGACUGCAACUAAUCAUAAUCCCACUUUCUAUGAGAGAAGAGCAUUUGUUGAGAUUUUUAGAAAGAAGUGGAAGUAAGUAUUCACUUGGAUUGACAUAUUGAUUGCAGUUAAUGGCAGCUAAAAGGAUAUGAAAAAUCUGCUCUAAAACAGGUCUAAAGAGAUGUAUAGGCCUAAAUCUAGAGGACUAAAAUCAAGAAAGGCAUCAUAAGAAGAGCAAUAAAUGUUCCCUUGCUCUUUCAACUAUUAAAGUGAGAGUCAAACUAAUCUAUAGCUACUAUCUGCAAACAUAAACCCUAAUAAUGAUCAAAUAUUAGUCAGUGAUGAGUCAAAUCUAAAAAUUGGAGCAAGACCCAGGACUGAAAGUGGCAACAGAAAAUAUAAGAAGUCAAAUCUUGCAACCAAGAAAAAUAGUACUAUUUAAGACUAAUCCUGUAAUACUACACCACUACAAUAAAGACUAUAAAAGUCCCAAAAAGAACUUGAAAAAAUGCAUUCAAAUAUUGCUUUAUCUGGCUAAUAGGCCUUGAUCAACAUUGAAGGAGGUAUGUCAGCAUAGGAAUCUAGGAAAGAAGUAGAGAGAAUUCUAAGUUCACCUAAACUUAUUGGUUCACCAUCUAGUAAUGGUGACAUGAUGAAAAAUUCUUAUAGUAAUUAGCAAUAGUCGCAAAAUCGUACAUAGGAUAAACGGAAUCGCAAAUUAAGUUAACCAGCUGAAAUGAGAAACAGUGAUCAAAUGAUGCUGCUAAUGCUCACAGGUGACCCAAGGGAAAUAGUACAUUAGAUAAGAAUUGAUACACCUGAUAGCAACUCAUCAAAAACUUUGGUCAGGACAUUUGAAACAGUAACAACUAAAAAUGAAAAUCUUCGACAUCAUCCUCGAUAUGAAGGUAUGGGUCUUCAAUAUAAUAACAAUUCUAUCACCCUGGAGUAAUAAUCUAUCUUACACAUGAUGAGAGGUCAUAAGUAUAAUGAAUCCUAAAACAUUCAGCUAAUAGAAGAAAAUAAGGAUAUCAGACAGUUAAUUCUCACUCAGCCGUAAUUUACUUAAGAUCCCUUGUUAAGUUAGCAUCUAGUAAAUCUAAAUAAUAGAGAUAGCUUGGAAUCCUAAAUUGAAACUGGAGAGUAAAAUGUCCAAUUAUAGCCUAAGUAGUAACUUAGAUCAGAAGAUAAUAAUUAGAGACUAUAGAAUUUAUAGUUUUCUUCCUAAAUUAGAGAAUCUAACCCAAUUAGUCCUUUCCUUCAUAUGGAAUAAUCCCAUUCAUAGAAUCAUAAUGCUUCGAAUUAAGGUCAGAACAGCUAAGCUAAUAAAGGGGAUUAUAAGUAAGUCGCUCCAAAAGAACAUAAACUAAUGGUUCAUGAGGUGAAGUUUAACAAAUCUUUUAACAUUAAUUUGAUAAGGAAUAGAAAAGAACUUCAGAGAAGAUAGAAACUAGAGUAGCAUUAAAGAGCAAGCAAUAAUGUAAAUAAUACCAACUCAGGCUAGUAGUAAUAAACAAUGGCAGAACCCUACAUAGGUCCCUAUAAAAUUCGUACCGAUCCAGUAAACUCUCCAAGCAGCGGAACCAAUGACACAAAACACCAAAAUCACUCAUUCAACACUUAAAGUGGCUAUAUCAAUAAGUAGCGAAAGUUGAGGUAAAAAGAGUUGAUUUAAACUUUGAUCAACAUGAAUAUAACCCACAACUUGAUUAAGCCAUAAUCAGCAUCUUAAAAAAGGCCGCAAUCUCAUUAUAACUAGAGUGAAAGAGUAAGGCAGCAGAGAAAGAAAGGUAAAUCACAGUUUAAUAACUUGACGACCUCAAAUGCCUUGGUUCCUUAGGAUUAAAACAACAUACUUUACAUUGAUCAACAAGACUUAUAAAACAAAAUCUAAUCAUAACAUGCCUAAUAAAUGUUUAACAUUGUCAUGAUGAGAGAACAAAUGCGAAAUGAUAAUUUAUAAGAUACUAAUGCUACUAAUUCUAAGAUCAAUAGUGAUCUAGACUAAAUAUGA
Messenger RNA from Stylonychia lemnae, 2775 nucleotides. The record is from the annotation of a GenBank genome assembly. NCBI's taxonomy places the organism in Eukaryota, Ciliophora, Spirotrichea, Sporadotrichida, Oxytrichidae.